AACCAAUAAACCAAUCAAACCUUUUCAAACUUUGAACACACACUGCAUUCUCCUCCUCAAUACUCGUCUCUCGUGUCACUUUCUCAUUCAAAACCCUACGAUUCCGAAGCAAAUCAACCUCUUCAUUUCUUCACCAACAACUAAAAACCCUUGAUCACAUACACUACAGGUGGAUUUGGUGUUGUAAUAAUGUCAAGGAAGAUGCUGAACGAUGGAGGUGUGGGAAGUGGUGGUGAAAGUGAAGACAAUCAGUAUGAUUUUGAUUUGUUUGUGAUUGGUGCUGGCAGUGGUGGUGUUAGGGCUUCCAGAUUUUCAGCUCAGUAUGGAGCUAAGGUUGGGAUUUGCGAGCUACCAUUUCAUCCAAUCAGCUCAGAGACUAUAGGAGGUGUUGGAGGAACGUGCGUGAUUCGUGGGUGUGUUCCUAAAAAGAUUUUGGUCUAUGGAGCGACUUUUGGGCCUGAAAUUCAGGAUUCAAGGGAGUAUGGAUGGAAAGUCAACGAGACGGUUGAUUUUGAUUGGAAAAAGCUACUGCACAAGAAGACGGAUGAAAUAGUGAGGCUAAAUGGGAUAUACAAACGCUUACUUUCAAACGCGGGAGUCAAACUUUUUGAAGGGGAGGGAAGAAUUGUGGGGCCGAAUGAAGUGGAAGUCAUACAAUUAGAUGGCACCAAAUUGUCCUACUCAGCAAAGCAUAUACUCAUAGCAACUGGUAGCAGGGCUCAACGUCUAGAUAUCCCUGGACAGGAGUUAGCUAUAACAUCUGACGAGGCUUUGAGCUUGGAGGAGUUACCAAAGCGCGUUGUUGUACUUGGGGGAGGGUAUAUUGCGGUUGAGUUUGCUUCAAUUUGGCGUGGGAUGGGUUCCACGGUGAAUCUAUGUUUUAGAAAGGAACUUCCUUUAAGGGGUUUUGAUGAUGAAAUGAGAGCUUUGGUUGCAAGAAAUCUUGAAGGAAGAGGCAUAAUUUUGCACCCACAGACAAAUUUGACACAGCUGGUGAAAACAGCGGAUGGCAUUAAAGUUACUACAGAUCAUGGUGAAGAAUUAAUGGCAGAUGUUGUACUUUUCGCCACUGGGCGGAUCCCAAAUACAAAGAGGUUAAAUUUACAAGCUGUAGGUGUUGAAGUUGACAGUAUAGGAGCAGUGAAGGUUGAUGAGUAUUCUCGCACUAAUGUGCCUAGCAUAUGGGCCAUAGGUGAUGCUACAAACCGUAUGAAUCUUACACCUGUCGCCUUGAUGGAAGGAACAAUGUUUGCUAAAACCGUCUUUGGUAAUGAACCUAGCAAGCCCGAUUAUAGCAACAUCCCUUGUGCCGUUUUUUGCAUACCACCUCUCUCUGUUGUUGGACUAAGCGAAGAACAGGCCAUAGCGCAAGCUAAAGGAGACAUAUUGGUGUACACGUCAACAUUUAAUCCUAUGAAGAACUCCAUCUCUGGACGACAAGAGAAGACACUCAUGAAGCUUAUCGUUAGUGCUGAGACCGAUAAAGUUAUCGGUGCGUCGAUGUGUGGGCCUGAUGCGGCAGAAAUUAUGCAGGGCAUUGCUGUUGCACUCAAAUGUGGAGCAACAAAGGCACAAUUCGAUAGCACGGUGGGGAUACACCCGUCGUCUGCUGAAGAGUUUGUUACAAUGCGCUCAGUCACAAGGCGUAUUGCUGCAGCUGGUAAACCGAAGACCAACCUCUAAACUUGAAUCGGUUGGUCGUUCCUCACAACUCACAUCCAUAGAGAAAACGGGUACACAUUAUUUUGAUUCAAUAACUUAAACUUUUCAUGUCACUAUCGAUUAUUGUUAGCAUGUGAACGAUGUAUCGUGUUAAGUUUCUCAUAUGUGAGCUUUUGGGUUUUUUGGAACGUGUCGAUAGGAAUUGGAAUGGAAUAGAAAAGGUAAUGGAUUGAGUAAUGGGGUCCUUUAUGGUUUCAUUAUUAUGUUUGUUUUGUAGUAUAAAGUUUCGAAUUGAAGGAAA
Helianthus annuus (common sunflower) is the source of this 1963-nucleotide messenger RNA. RefSeq names its product glutathione reductase, cytosolic. Gene Ontology annotation, molecular function: flavin adenine dinucleotide binding; NADP binding; glutathione-disulfide reductase (NADPH) activity. Gene Ontology annotation, biological process: glutathione metabolic process; cell redox homeostasis; cellular response to oxidative stress. The transcript has 17 exons. The record is from RefSeq and is a predicted model, not a curated record. Gene Ontology annotation, cellular component: mitochondrion; cytosol. Bases 190 to 1683 code for a protein of 497 amino acids. NCBI's taxonomy places the organism in Eukaryota, Viridiplantae, Streptophyta, Magnoliopsida, Asterales, Asteraceae.